CCGCCACCUACCGGAUGGGCGGGUGCUGGGUUCGGGGAAAACAGCGGCUAUCGCUACUAGCCGCUAGCUACAAGAGGACGCAACUAAUAGGCGAAUAUACGCUUCCCGCGGCGCUGGAUUUAAAGAAAAAUAAUUUUAACACGCUUCCACACCCCAAGCCCAUGGCAACGAGAGGGGCGAUGGUCCAUGAACCUUCAUGGACGCACAGAAAGUGGCUAGUCCACCAGCAACAACACCAAGUACUGGAGCCCAGAUAACAGUGAAACCGAUAAACCAUGAUCCCCAUCACUGAACUGCGGUACUUUGUGGACACACAACCGGCCUACCGUAUCCUGAAACCAUGGUGGGAUGUGUUCACCGACUACAUCUCCAUCGUCAUGCUCAUGAUCUCGGUGUUUGGGGGGACCCUGCAGGUCACCCAAGACAAGAUGAUCUGCUUGCCCUGCAAAUGGGUGGUGGAUCAGACCUGCAAGAAGAACGUAAAUUCUACGUUUGGCCCAUCGUUUUCAUUGGAGCCCAAAGGAAUCCAGUAUGAUUUGGACCGCCACCAGUACAACUAUGUAGACGCUGUGUGCUACGAAACCAGGUUGCACUGGUUCGCCAAGUAUUUCCCUUAUCUAGUGUUACUCCACACCCUUAUUUUCCUAGCAUGUAGCAACUUCUGGUUCAAGUUCCCUCGGACGAGCUCCAAACUCGAACAUUUUGUGUCCAUCUUACUGAAGUGCUUUGAUUCACCGUGGACCACUAGGGCUCUGUCAGAGACGGUGGUCGAAGAAAGCGAUCCGAAACCAAUGAAAAUGAACGGCUCAAUGGAGCACAAAGAGUCCGUCAUCAGUGAAGAUGUGGAGGCGAGUGUUCCGAUGCUCCAAAGGACAAAGACACGCCUGGAGCAGGGCAUUGUGGACCGUACCGACACUGGAGUUUUGGACAAGAAAGAAGGCGAGCAGGCUAAAGCGUUGUUUGAAAAGGUGAAAAAGUUCAGAAUACACGUGGAAGAAGGAGACAUCGUGUACCGACUGUACAUCCGUCAGACUAUUAUCAAGGUCAUCAAAUUCAUUUUGAUAAUAUGCUACACAGGGUAUUAUGUGAAUGACAUCAAGUUCAGCGUCGACUGUAAUGUCGAUAUCGAGAGUCUGACAGGUUACAGUGUUUAUCGCUGUGCUCAUCCGUUGGCUACCCUUUUUAAAAUUUUGGCCUGUUUCUACAUUAGCUUAGUGGUGGUCUAUGGGCUGAUCUGCAUGUACACUCUGUGCUGGAUGCUGCGACGCUCCCUCAAGAAGUAUUCCUUUGAGUCAAUACGGGAAGAGAGCAGCUACAGCGACAUACCCGAUGUCAAGAACGACUUUGCCUUCAUGUUGCACAUGAUAGAUCAGUAUGACCCUCUUUACUCCAAGCGCUUUGCUGUGUUCCUCUCGGAAGUAAGUGAAAAUAAACUGAGGCAGCUCAACCUCAACAACGAGUGGACUCUAGACAAGCUCAGGCAGAGGAUAACCAAGAACUCCCAGGAGAAGCUGGAGCUGCACCUUUUCAUGCUCAGCGGCAUUCCCGACACAGUAUUUGACCUGAUGGAGCUGGAGGUUCUCAAACUGGAGCUGAUACCGGACGUGACCAUCCCGCCGAUCAUUGCUCAGCUCGUAAACCUGCGAGAGAUGUGGCUUUACCACACCCCAGCUAAGAUUGAGGCCCCGGCGUUGGCGUUCUUGCGUGAGAAUUUGAAGUCCCUUCACAUCAAAUUUACAGACAUCAAAGAAAUUCCUUUGUGGAUUUACAGUUUGAAGAAUCUAAGUGAGCUCCAUCUUACCGGGAAUCUGAGCGCUGAGAACAACCGCUACAUUGUCAUCGACGGGCUGCGGGAACUCAAGAGGCUCAAGGUUCUUCGUCUCAAGAGCAACCUCACCAAGCUGCCUCAAGUUGUGACCGACGUGGGUAUGCAUCUCCAGAAGCUGUCAAUCAACAACGAAGGCACCAAGCUCAUGGUGCUGAAUAGCCUGAAGAAAAUGGUCAAUCUGACGGAGCUGGAGCUGAUCCGCUGCGAUCUGGAGCGCAUACCGCACUCCAUCUUCAGCUUGCACAACUUGCAGGAGAUCGACUUGAAGGACAACAACCUAAAGACCAUCGAGGAGAUCAUCAGUUUCCAGCACCUUCACAGGCUGGUCUGCCUUAAGCUCUGGUAUAAUCAAAUCGCCUACAUUCCCAUUCAGAUCGGCACACUGAUCAACUUGGAGAAACUGUACCUGAACCGGAACAAAAUUGAGAAGAUCCCCGGACAGUUGUUUUACUGCCGCAAGCUCCGCUUCCUAGACCUUAGCCAUAACAACCUAACCAACAUCCCGGCUGACAUUGGAUCCCUGCAGAACCUUCAGUACCUUGCAGUGACAGCCAAUAGAAUCGAGAGCCUUCCAAAUGAGCUGUUCCAGUGCAAGAAACUGCGCACUUUGAACCUGGGGAACAACUGCCUGCAGUCUCUGCCGUCACGCUUCGGAGAACUGACGGCCCUGACACAACUGGAGCUGAGAGGCAACCGUCUGGAGUGUCUGCCCGUGGAGCUGGCCGAGUGCCGGCAGCUGAAGAGAACUGGUCUGGUGGUGGAGGAGGACCUAUUCAACACCCUGCCCACCGAGGUCAAAGAACAGCUGUGGAGAACGGACAAGGAGGCCAUUUAAGCACGGCUGUCAGUUAAUCAAUACUCGCUGACUCGAGACAAGUCCAUGCCAACACUCAGACCGGAUGGUGUCAGUGGAGCCUGGAAAAGGUCACCAGUUUUGUUUUCAUCGCCUCAUAGCUUCCCCGCUGUUGUUUUUCUAAUGUGUAAGGUUGUACACAAAGUCACUAAUGAGGCUUUUUAGCAAUAAUACUCUAAUAAUCCCAAAGGAACAUUUGACAGGUUGGGCCAUUUGUUUACAUGUCAUGCAUCGCUAUGAUGGACCAUUGAACUAUUACAGCUUCAACUCUUCUGGGAAGGCUGUCCACAAGUUUGCGGAGUGUGUUUAUAGCAAUUGUCCACCAUUCUUCCAAAAGCUCAUUGGUGAGGUCACACACUGAUUUUGGUGGAGAAGGCCUUGCUCUCCAUCUCCGUUCUAAUUCAUCCCAAAGGUGUUCUAUCGGGUUCAGGUCAGGACUCUUUGCAGGCCAGUCAAGUUCAUCCACACCAGACUCUGUCAUCCAUGUCUUUAUGGACCUUGCUUUGUGCACUGGUGCACAGUCACGUUGCAAAAGGAAGGGGCCCACAAGGUUGGGAGCAUGGAAUUGUCCAAAAUGUUUUGGUAUCCUGGAUCAUUCAAAGUUCCUUUCACUGGAACUAAGAGGCCAAGCACAACUCCUGAAAAACAACCCCACACCAUAAUUCCUCCUCUACCAAUUUUCACACUCGGCACAAUGCAGUCCAGUCAGUCCAUCAGAUUGCCAGGUGGAAAGCGUGAUUCAUCACUCCAGAGAACGUGUCUCCACUGCUCUAGAGUAUAGUGCUUUACACCACUGCAUCCCACGCUUUGCAUUGGACUUGGUGAUAUAUGGCUUAGACACAGCUGCUCGGCCAUGGAAACCCAUUCCAUGAAGCUCUCUGCGUACUGUACGUGGGCUAAUUGGAAGUUCACAUGAAUUUUGGAGCUCUGUAGCAACUGACUGUGCAGAAAGUCUUUGCACUAUGCGCUUCAGCAUCCACUGACCCCUCUCUGUCAGUUUACGUGGCCUACCACUUGGUGGCUGAGUUGCUGUUGUUUCCGAACUCUUUCAUUUUCUUGAAAUAAAGCCCACAGUUGACUUUGGAA
This is a messenger RNA of Nerophis lumbriciformis (worm pipefish), 3767 nucleotides long. It is a transcript of the gene lrrc8ab, whose product is annotated as leucine rich repeat containing 8 VRAC subunit Ab. NCBI's taxonomy places the organism in Eukaryota, Metazoa, Chordata, Actinopteri, Syngnathiformes, Syngnathidae. Gene Ontology annotation, cellular component: cytoplasm. Gene Ontology annotation, molecular function: protein binding. The record is from RefSeq and is a predicted model, not a curated record.